AAAUAAAAACAUGAAGAAGAAGAAAACUGCCGAAUAAAAACACGAAGAAGAAGAAGAAGAAGGACAGCGAGUGACGCGCUCGUUAGUAACGGACACAAAGUCCAACUUUUUCCAACUUCAAAUGGCGACGAGCCGCGCGGUCAACCUUUAUGUGGACCUUCUUUCUCAGCCUUGCCGCGCCCUGCACAUCCUCGUCAACGUCGCCAACAUCCCGCAUCGCGUCCACACGGUGGCGCUCAGGAAAGGAGAACAUCAAAGUGCACACUUCACUAACAUCAACCCCGCGCACAAAGUUCCUGUCAUUGACGACGACGGCUUUGUGCUCACUGAGAGUGACGCCAUCUUGAAGUACUUGUGCACUAAGUACGAUGUUGCCGAGCACUGGUAUCCACGGCAACCAGAGAGGCGGGCCCGGGUGGAUGAGUACACGGCGUGGCAUCACACCAACACUCGACCGCACGCCGCCAAAGUCUUCCUGCUGGAGGUCCUGAUCCCCACCCGGACCGGCUCUGGCGUGGACCAGGCGCUGUUGGCCCGCGCCUUGUCUCAGCUGGACGCCACGCUGGACCUGCUGGAGUCCAUGUUCCUGCGGAGACAGCCCUUCCUGUGCGGCGAUGACAUCACGCUGGCGGACCUGCUCGCCGCCUGCGAGCUCAUGCAGCCUGUAGGUGGCGGCAGAGACGUCUUGCAGGGACGUCCGCAGCUGCGGCGCUGGAUGACCCGGGUCCAGUCGGCGCUGGGCCACGCCUUCCACGAGGCGCACGCCGUCCUGUACGCCGUCAGAGACCGCCGCCAGGCCAAGCUGUGAGCCGCCUCCCCACGUUGCCAUGACGACAAGAUGCGGACAGGAAACCGGCUCGUCAAACAGAAUGAAAAAAUAAAAGACUUUAUUGGGAAAUGUUUGAGGUCACAGCUGGUCGGUGGGCGGGGCUUGCUUGGCCGGGCGCCCGCCCUCGUCUCCCUCUCGUCUCCUCUUCCGUGAUGAGGUUGGCUCCGCCCCCUGCGUGAGCGAGGACACGUCUGAUUGGUCACAGUGCGCACGCUAAUGGAGGUGACAUGAGUGGUUACCACGGCGACGUCAGGGGGAGAAGGCGGGUACAUGAGCGCGUGCGCCUUCGCCAACAUGGUCGGGUCCUACGUGCACACGCGCACACACACACACGCGCGCGCACACACACACACACACACACACACACACACACACACACACACACACACACACACACACACACACACAUUAAAGACACAAAUAGCAACAUAAGUCAUCAAUAUAAACACAACAUCUUGGCUUUGCUAUUGCUAACAAAACAUUCAGUUUGAAGCAUCAAAAUAGCAAUGCUACAUUAGCAUUAGCAUUAGCCACUAAACCAGACCAAAAAAAUACGUUCAGUAUCGUGGCCACUGAUUGGCUCAGCCUCAGAUAGCAUUACCAACAUUAGCAUGCUAACUUUUUAAGCCAAUUUUUACGGUUGAACACUUGAGUCACUUGCUACUUGACUGCAUUCUAACUGUUAGCCUUCAAGUCAUUUCUGCAUUCAAAAUUGUACUCCCAAAGUUGCAUAUUCUA
This is a messenger RNA of Entelurus aequoreus (snake pipefish), 1567 nucleotides long. It is a transcript of the gene gstt2, whose product is annotated as glutathione S-transferase theta 2. NCBI's taxonomy places the organism in Eukaryota, Metazoa, Chordata, Actinopteri, Syngnathiformes, Syngnathidae. Gene Ontology annotation, cellular component: cytoplasm. The transcript has 5 exons. The record is from RefSeq and is a predicted model, not a curated record. Gene Ontology annotation, molecular function: glutathione transferase activity. Gene Ontology annotation, biological process: glutathione metabolic process. Bases 122 to 808 code for a protein of 228 amino acids.